CUUCAUUUUAACUUCGAGCUUUUUUUUUUUUUCCUUUUUUAGCUCGCAUUUCUCAACAACGAUUCCUUGCCAUGGAGCUGCAAUUUCCCUGUUUUUCACUUGUUUCAGCUUUCAUCAUCUUCCUCUUCAUCAGGAUAUGGAAGAAAUCUAAAACCAGCAACUCCUGUUCAAAUUUGCCUCCAGGUCCAUGGAAGUUGCCCCUCCUUGGAAACAUUCACCACCUACUUGGCUCCCUACCCCAUCGCCGUCUCAGAGGUUUAGCAAACAUUAACGGACCUGUCAUGCGCCUUCAACUCGGUGAAGUCAUCUCUUCACCAGAAAUGGCGACGAAAGUCUUGAAAACCCAUGAGAUUAAUUUUGUUGACAGACCUCGCCCCCAGGUUGCAAGUAUCCUGUUCUAUGAUCGUCAAGACAUUGCAUUUGCACCAUAUGGAUAUUAUUGGAGACAGAUGCGAAAAAUUUGCAUGUCGGAAUACUUCAGUUCCAGACGGGUGCAAUCCUUCAAAUCAAUCAGGGAAGAAGAGGUAUCGAAAUUUAUCACAUCCAUUUCUGCUAAAGCUAGAUUCCCAAUCAAUCUUAGUAAGAUGAUCAUUUCUUUAACUAAUGACAUCAUUGCAAGAACAACCAUUGGUAUCAAAUACGAAAACCGACGAGAAUUAUUCAACCCCAUCGUGGAAGCAUGGACCGAGGCAGUAGGGGGUUUCGGUGUAGUGGACGUGUUCCCUUCCUUUAAAUUGCUUCACAUGAUCAGCGGGACUAGUUCUAGGCUCAAGAGGGCGCAGCAAGAAGCAGAUAAGAUGCUUGAAAACAUCAUAAAUGAGCGUAAAUGCAGCAGGGAGGCAGGUGAUAAGGGUGAAAUCGGUACUCUUCUUGAUGCUUUGGAUCUUCAAGACCUCGGAAACCUCAACUUCCCCUUAACAAAUGAAAACAUCAAAGCAAUUAUCCUGGAUAUGAUCACUGCUGGAAGUGACACAUCGUCGGCGAUUAUAGAAUGGGCUAUGUCGGAAAUGCUGAAAAAUCCAAGAAUAAUGAAAAAGGCACAGGAAGAAGUGAGACGAGUCUUUAGUCAAAAUGGAAGUGUUGAUGAAGCAUGUUUUCCAGAAUUAAAAUUCUCGAAGUCGAUUAUUAAAGAAACUCUUCGAAUACAUCCUCCAACGCCCUUGAUUCCAAGAGAAUGCAGGGAGAGAUGUGAGAUUAAUGGAUAUGACAUACAUGCCAAAACUGAAAUUCUCAUCAACAUAUGGGCGAUUGGAAGAGAUCCCAAUUGUUGGACUGAUGCAGAAGAGUUCCAUCCAUAGAGAUUUCUUGAUAGCUCAAUUGAUUACAAGGGAGUUGAUUUCGAAUUUAUUCUUGGUGUUGGAAGAAGGAUGUGUCCAGGCGUGUUGUUAGGCAUUGCUAAUGUAGAGCUUCCGCUUGCACAAUUGUUAUACCAUUUUGACUGGAAGUUAUCAAAUGGAGUAAAACCAGAAGAUCUUGACAUGACGGAAGCAUUCGGUGCAAUAACCAGAAGAGAAACAAAUCUUAAUUUAGUUCCCAUCCCAUCCCAUUCUCUUCAUGUGGAAUAAAAUUAAUUAUCAGAUAUUGUAUUCCAUUUGAUGGAAAAUAUGGACAAAUUACUCAUCAUUAUCUGGUAGGUACAAAUAAUUAAUAUCAUAAUAAAGAUAACACAUAAAUUGUGCUUUCUUGUGCAAAUGCAGCAGCACUAUUGAUUUGUUAUUUUGCCUGUAAUGUCCCUUUAGUGGGAUAAGUUUGAAUUUAAUAAUUAUUAAAUUAAAUAUUUAUAUUUAAAUUUAUA
Hevea brasiliensis (rubber tree) is the source of this 1795-nucleotide messenger RNA. RefSeq names its product cytochrome P450 726A27. The record is from RefSeq and is a predicted model, not a curated record. Lineage: Eukaryota; Viridiplantae; Streptophyta; Magnoliopsida; Malpighiales; Euphorbiaceae. Gene Ontology annotation, molecular function: oxidoreductase activity, acting on paired donors, with incorporation or reduction of molecular oxygen; iron ion binding; heme binding.